AUGAUGAUUCAUCAAAAGCCCAUCAAAGAGGUUAAUCGAUUCUUUUCACAUAUCUUUAAUCCAUUUGAGGCUUUUGGUUUCCGGUCUUCGUCGUCCAAGGAUGCCAACGAUGAGAUACAAGAACGCGACAUAUUGGCCGACUAUCAAGAUGAUAAUGUGGCCUUUAUAAGUCCACUGUUUGUGGGUUCUUCGAAUGCCGCCGACGGUGGUGAUUUAAAUGUUUUCAAAUUAUUCUGUGAAAACACUUCCGUGUCGAACAUAAACGAAGAGCUUAAAGCGAAAAAGUAUAUCAAAUAUACCCAUAUCACCCUACAGCAUUGUUAUGGCGGCAGUGCAACAGAUGGUGGCCACUUGCUCCAACUGCAACAGCUGGAAAGUGUCCAAAAUUUCCAAUGGAUAUCGAGCGCAGUGCGGGAUCCUCAAUUGGAAGAUCUUUUCAGCCGGUAUGAAUCAAAUUUUGAAUAUUUAGAAGUUUUAGAUCUAUCCGAUAAUCAGGUGGAAUGCAUUAGCUGGAUAAGAGCACAUGUUUCGAGACGUUUAAAAGUACUUAAGCUUUCGAGCAAUCGUAUCGAUUCUCAACAGUGUAAUUUCUCGCCGCUUCAUCACACCAAUCUGCUGAGAGAGUUGCGCUUGGACAACAAUCGUUUGCGUACCCUUAACGGGGCAUUCCUUAAUAAUUUAAGCGAAUUGAAGGUUUUGAAUUUGACGCAGAACCAAAUAGUUGAUCUGCCGCGCAACACUUUCGAUGGUGUUUUCAAAUUACAAAGACUAUACCUGGCUCACAACGACCUACAGGUGUUGCCCUUCCAACUGUUCCGUUCGAUGAGAGACUUGCAGAUCUUAAAUUUGGCCGACAACAAGCUGUUAUCGUUUCCCGACAAUUUCUUCGCCCUCAACAAUGAGCUGAGACUGUUGCUGUUGCAGCGCAAUCACCUGCAAAGUAUCAACAAGAAUUCCUUUUACAAUCUUCAGAAGCUGUUACACUUGGAUUUAUCGGUGAAUCACAUCACAAGCAUCGAUCGCAAAGCAUUCGAGUCGUUGAGCAAUUUAAUUACUCUCAACAUAUCAUCGAAUAACCUAACAACAAUUUCCUCCAUACUAUUCCAUCCGUUGCAACGAUUGCAGCAUUUGGACUUGAGUAAUAAUCGCUUUACCCAACUACCCAGUGGCAUACUGAUGCAUCAGCGAAAUCUAAUCUCGUUCCGUUUGGAACACACGCCAAUCGAAAAGUUCAACAAUUUGGUGUCACGCACCGAUGUCUCACAUGUCGAUCCGACAAUAUUGAAGCAUUUGUCACACUUUUCGCUGCAAUACAAUCCAAAUUUAAAGAAACUUCCCAAAACUCUAUUCCUAAAUGCACCAAACAUAAAGGUGUUACUACUCGCCCACAAUGGGCUGCAACAACUACCCCCAGAAAUUGCCCAUCUCCAAUAUCUGGAACGUCUCAAUGUGGGACACAACAAUCUCUCCUAUUUACCCGAAUCGUUAAGAUACCUGCCAAAUCUACGAUUUAUAAACAUUUUAAAUAACGAUUACAUUUGCAAUUGCAAGCUAUAUUGGCUUGCCUCGUGGCUAACAUCGACGAAUAAUACACUGCGUUUACAUCGACAUACAUUGACGGGGGCAGCAACGUCGUCGUCAAGCAGUAAUUACCUCAUAGCCGAUAGCAGCCCGCCCAUCAGUGAUGUCGAUAGCGACGAAGAAUUUACCUCAUCGGAAAAGGCUGAAGAUUUAGAUUUAUUGAUAUCCUCACUGAAGUGUCUACACGGUUAUCCCGGUGAUAUGAUACAAAUAUUGAAGUCGUUGAACUGUACGAAACCGGCGCUGUUGAAUUCGACCGAUUUGAAAAUGCAUGAAUUGCAUUCGACGGCAAAAUUAGAUUGUAGUUUUUCCGGCAGUCCAGCGCCAGAUGUUAUUUGGGUUACACCAACUAACAAGAUACUACGUUAUCAUGCUGAUCCAGAUAAACGGCCAAUUAUUAUCAAUCACAAUGACAAAGAAUUGGGCAAGUUUGAGUUUAACUCUUUGACGAACGAAGAUACAACGUUGAAUGUCAGCCUGCAGCGACAAGAUGCCAAGGAACGUGUGGCAUUAAUUGAAAAUGGUUCAUUGCUGAUAAACAAUAUAACACGACGUGAUAGUGGCCUUUAUACCUGUUAUGCUUACAAUGUUAUGGGUAAUGCAUCGGCUUUUAUAAGAUUACAAAUAGAUCCCAUUAUUUUCUAUCGCGUUAAAAUCGGUAGUUUACUAUCGGGUACAGCAGCAGCCACCGCCUUUUUACUCCUAACCCUAAUUGUUCAAGGUUUUAGGCAAAUAUUUAAUAGAUUUGGUAUAUUUGAUAAAUUCACUUGCUGUGCAAAACGUAACAAGAAAUCACCGAGAGCUCGCCAAAUCUACGCCAUGUUGGAUAGUAUUGAGAAUUAUAAGAGUCAACAAUUGGAACGUUUAAGGGAAAAUUAUGCUCAGCAAGUCCAUCGUAUACGUGAAAAUUGUACACAACAAGUUGAAUGGAUACAAAAUAGUUACUCAUCUCAGGCUAAACAUUUGAAAGAAUUUCGUGAUAUGGGCUCAAAUCAUUUGACAGCGCUUAAGGAUCAAUAUUAUGAUCAGGUGAAAAAGGUUCGUGAAUAUUCCACCGGUCAAUUGAAUUGGGUACGCGAAAAUUAUGUCUUCCAACGCAAUAAAAUACGCAAAUUCAGCGCCCAUCAAGUAUUGCGUCUACGCGAAGGUUACAAAUAUCAACAGCAGACAUUGAAUAAAGUUCUUGAGAAUUUACCCAGUUUCUAUUUUGAGAAUUGUCGUGGUCGCGGUGAAGAAGACUAUGCCGAAGACAUUGAUAUGUAUUUCAAGACAAAAAUGGGCACCACAAAUGAUCCGCACCAUACGAAUUUACAAAUACUCAAAUCAAAACUGUUGGCCAAUUGUCCGUCAAAUAAAGCUUCCAUUUGCUAUGCCGCCGCACCAUCACAACAGAAGCUGCAGGAACAGGAUGAACACAACAAACGUCGUUCCCAAUUGAAUUUACAAACAUCACCGAUACACAUUAAUUACAUAAAUGAGAACGUCGAUCAUCGUCGACACGAAUUGGAAAAUUUCAAUUUGAUGACCCAGCAGCCACUGUUGAUCAACACGCCUCAACGAAUGUCUCAGGAUGAUGAAAGUCCAACAACGUUCAAUAAUUUGGCCAAUAAUUUAAAUAUUGGCUUGACUGAUGAUACGGCAUUGGCAUUGUGUCAGCUACAAAUAACCACAGAUCAUCCGGUGGGUGCUGGCAGUAUUGAAGAUAAUCAUUAUGCAGCAACAAUGGCGGAUAAAUUUCAAACGGAUGGUGGUAAAGCCCAAAGGCAUUCAGCGUUUUAUGAAGAUAAUCUACCCGGUGACAGUAAUAUGGAAUUAAAUGAAAUGCACGACAUCAAGGAUACCAAUGAUGUCAAAUCAUCAAAAUCAUGCCCAGCUAUCUAUAAAAUAUCAAAACAACGGGAUGGCACAACGUUGCAUGAACUGCUGACGGAAGACCUAAAGAAGGGACUGCGUUUAAAUGUUCCCACCAAUGUAGAGGAGGCGGAAAGUGAAACACCGUUACACCACAAGCCAAUUAUGGAAGAUAAACUUAAUAUUAUUUUAGAUGAAAAUGGCAAAUCCAUACUUGUUAAUGCUAUAGCUGCUGCAGCAACCGCAACAACAACAUCAAAAGACAUUACUAGACCAGCCGAGAAAAUUGAAACAUCGUCAUCAGCAACGGCGGCAGCAGCAGCAACUGUUACCAAUAGAUUUAUGCAUAAUAAUUUAGAAACAGUACCACAACAACAACAACAACAACAGCUGUGUGGUACAACAAAUGUACCCUACGAUUCACUUAGUAGUUCAGGCUUUGGUAGUUCAAAUAAUGCAGAUGAUAAUAAUAGUGAAAUUCGCACCAAUUCCACAACUUCACCAUCGGCAUCAUCAUCAUCUCUUAUGCCAUCAUCAUCGUCCUCUACCUCUACAUCAUCUGGAUCAGCCUCUUCUUCUACGUCAUCAUCGGGUAACUCAUCAUAUCCUACAAAUAAUAAUUCUCCUUCUUCACCGUGUUAAAAUUUAGUGUAGCUAUAUUUUU
This is a messenger RNA of Musca vetustissima, 4096 nucleotides long. RefSeq lists its product as uncharacterized. Gene Ontology annotation, molecular function: protein binding. Lineage: Eukaryota; Metazoa; Arthropoda; Insecta; Diptera; Muscidae. The coding region runs from base 1 to 4074 and encodes 1357 amino acids. The record is from RefSeq and is a predicted model, not a curated record. The transcript is spliced from 10 exons.